GGGACACAGCGGGAUAGGGAACUACAGGGUGGGGUCACUGUUCUGUGUGGGUGUGGCUUUGGCCAUAGUAGUGGUUUUGACAGUAGUCAUCAGAGGAGCAACCAGCCAGCCUCUGACCAACACUGGGCAAAGAGCGACAGGCGAAACGCCUAAUGCACAACCCAAGGAUGCAAUCCACAGUGGUUACGGUGUCAGACAUGGAUCGUAAAACCAGCCGCACCAGCACCAACCAUGAGACCCAGGACACUGAAGCAACGACCCCACUGAACCAUGUCCCUGACGGGGUCACCCUGGGCACUGACGUCCCCUGCUGGUACUACUUCACCAGGCCCAUCCUGGCCAUCCUUAUCGGCGGAGUGCUGUUCGGCUUGGGCACGGCCCUCUCCCUGCUCUACUUCACCCAGGUGGGGAACGUGCCCUACCUGCUGGGUCCUGUGUUCCUUUCUGUGGGGCUCAUGUUCYUGGUCACGGGGCUGGUGUGGGUGCCCGUGGUGAAACAGAGACUAGAGCACAAGGCUCUGACCAAGGUCAAUGGCAAGGCGCUUCAGGUGCACGAACAGCACCGAAGAGCCAUGGACUCUUCAAGCUAAAACUAUGUUGUUUUGUAGAGUAGGUCAACCGUGUUAGUGGGGUUUUCUCCCAACAAUUCUGAAAAGCACACUUCCUAAAAGAUGUAUAAAUGUGUGAGGAGGCAGGUGUAACAUAACAUAGAUGGAUUUGUAUUUAUUAAAUAUUUUAUUUAUGCAGGUUAGUCUUAUUCAUAUAGGUUCCAUCUUGCAAGAGAGACCUCUGUGAAAUGCGCUGUUUAUCUGCUGUAUGUAGCUGUUCUCUAGGCCCUAAUACAAAUAUGGGAUUGAAUGACCUCGUCCUGUAAAAGGGAACAUCAUGUGAUUGCUCUGUUGRAGGGUUUUAACAUGAUCAGAACAUGGCCGUGCUGCUGCGGCCCAGGCUAUCCCAUCUGUCUGUCUGAUUGUGAUCUGUAAUAGUUGUUGUUUUUCCACCAUAAGCUGCUGUUUKCCUUGUAGCUGCUGUUGUAGUGGAUUGCUAAAUCCUUUAGAAACAGGAUUACAGAGUCAGAAAAUUMUACCGGACAUUAUUAUAGCUGAUUGUUGAACUCAUGAAGGACAGUUGGACACUGAUUGGUAGUGGGUGCACCCUCGCUCUGUCCCUCAAUACUGCUGCUGGAUUAAAUAAUCUAACCUUUUAUGUUUCUGGGUCAAAAAGAUUGUGUCCAUCUGGUCAAAAGCAAAAAAAUGUUUAAAGGAGGUGGGGCCAGUGGGAUUUAAAUUUGGUCUAAGUUAGCCAAAAUGUUUACAUUUUUACCUAAACUUGAGAUGUUAGUUUUACAUUGCAUUUGUUCAUUCAAUCAUUCAUGUAGGCUACUCUGAUUCCAUGUAAUAUCCAACAUUGUGAGAGCAGCAAGUCUUCAGGUACCCUUUAUCUUCUUUCUAAAUGUGUAAUUUUAUUUUUGAACAUAAUGCAGCAAUUGUGUAAUGAAUAAUAAAUUAUAUUUGAUA
Molecule: messenger RNA, 1517 nt
Organism: Salvelinus sp. IW2-2015
Lineage: Eukaryota; Metazoa; Chordata; Actinopteri; Salmoniformes; Salmonidae
Product: phosphoinositide-interacting protein
Biological process (GO): positive regulation of cation channel activity; phosphatidylinositol-mediated signaling
Cellular component (GO): plasma membrane
Molecular function (GO): transmembrane transporter binding; phosphatidylinositol bisphosphate binding
Source: RefSeq, a predicted model, not a curated record